Molecule: messenger RNA, 1482 nt
Organism: Clonostachys byssicola
Lineage: Eukaryota; Fungi; Ascomycota; Sordariomycetes; Hypocreales; Bionectriaceae
Source: the annotation of a GenBank genome assembly
AUGGAAAAAGAAAAGAAGCCAAACAACGACCUCGUCGAAGUCACCACCAUCCGAUCUGCCACAAUGGCCGAGACCUGGGGCCCAGACGAAGAGAAGGCCCUCGUGCGCAAGAUGGACAUUCGAAUCUUCCCAGUCAUGAUUGUCCUGUUCAUUCUCAACUUUAUCGAUAGAAACAACUUUGCCAACGCACGCCUCAGAGGUUUGGAGAAGGAUCUGAACCUCACCGAUGUUGAAUACCAAACCUGCAUCUCCAUUUUGUUGGUUGGAUAUGUCAGCAUGCAGAUCCCUUCUAACAUGAUUCUCAACAAGUUGACCAAACCUAGCUGGUACUUGUGUGGUUGCGUGGCUACGUGGGGCGUCAUUUCUGCUGCCACUGCAGCAGUUCACAAUGCCACGGGCGCCAUCCUUUGCCGAUUUAUCCUUGGUUGCGUCGAAGCUUCGUUCUUCCCUGGGUCUAUAUACUUCUUGUCUCGCUGGUAUACAAGGAAAGAGAUGCAGCUGCGGGUGACCAUUCUGAAUCUUGGCAACUUGGCAGCACAGGCCUUUGGAGGCCUUAUUGCUGCUGGAAUUCUGGCCAAUAUGGAGGACAAGGCUGGUAUCCGUGCUUGGAGAUGGCUCUUUAUCAUUGAAGGUGCUUUGACUGUUGCUCUCGGUAUUGGCGCGGUGUUCAUUCUGCCAGACUACCCGCACACGACAGCUUGGAUCACCGAAAGAGAGAGAUUUAUCGCCGAGAGAAGGCUAACCAUCGACAUUGGUGAAUCUGAUGAAACAGAAGAUAAGAGUGCGUUCCAGGGCCUCAAGCUUGCUCUGGUUGACCCCAAGGUCUGGCUUCUUGGACUCACCUACCAUGCCACCAUCAUGGGACUCUCGUUUGUUUUUUUCUUCCCCACAAUCACCCAAGCAUUGGGCUAUGGCACCACCACAACGCUCCUUCUUACUGCACCUCCCUGGAUCUGGGCUUGUUUGGUUUCUCUACCGAAUGCCUGGCAUGCAGAUAGGACAGGAGAUCGGUUCUUCCACUACUUUGGGCCAGCUGCGCUUUGUAUCAUUGGUUAUAUUAUUUCGAUGACAACCAAGACGACGGCCCCGCGAUACUUUUCCAUGUUCCUAAUGACCACUGGGUUCGCGUCAGGCUUCGUCAUGCUCGCGUGGAUCUCCAACACAAUCCCACGCCCUGCUGCAAAGAAGGCCGCCGCCAUUGCCCUGGUCAACGCUAUGGGUAACAUUGGUAGCAUCCCGGGCUCAUACAUCUGGCCUGCCAAGUUCGGUCCUCUCUACGUCCAGUCUUUUGGUGCAGAAAUUGGUAUCCUGGGCCUCGCAUGCUGCAGCGCCUUCCUCUUGCGAACUCACCUGAAGAGGCUCAACAAGAAGCUAGAGGCGGAUGAGGCGAAUAUGGCUACAUCGGCUGUUGCUGGAGAAGCUUCCACCAAAUCUCCAGGUGAUGAGCUUAGGCCUGCUAAGAACUUCAGGUACUUGUACUAA